AUCUGCUUUGUGACGGUGCUGCACUGCGGUGUGAUUGCCCGUGGACUGGAGGAAAUGCCCAGAGAGCGAGAAAAGGUCCUGCCGCUGUUGGUCCGUGAGAACACGGGGAAUCCCAACGUGGCGCAACAGGUUCGAAGCUCGGAGAGGGUGGCGAAGAUUCUCCGGGAAAGGUCCAUCUUCGCAAAUACCUCCCAGGAAUUCCUGGCCGAGAUCCUGAAUUUUGGCACCGUGCGGGUCUUUAUGCCCGGCGACCGUAUACUUCAGCAGGGCGCAGAAGGGAACUCCAUGUUCAUCCUGUCUUUGGGCCUGGCACAGGUUGUCAAGGAGACCUUAGAGGAGCUGGACGGCUCUGUUGUCAGGAAUCUCUACUUCAUCGGUGGCCUCACCUAUGGCAGCGUCUUUGGGGAGCUGGUCAUGUUGGGCGUUCAGGCGGAGCCGCUUCAAAUGGCGAAAUAA
This is a messenger RNA of Cladocopium goreaui, 456 nucleotides long. The record is from the annotation of a GenBank genome assembly. Lineage: Eukaryota; Dinophyceae; Suessiales; Symbiodiniaceae.